Aspergillus lentulus is the source of this 999-nucleotide messenger RNA. Lineage: Eukaryota; Fungi; Ascomycota; Eurotiomycetes; Eurotiales; Aspergillaceae. The record is from RefSeq and is a predicted model, not a curated record.
AUGUCCCGCAGUGGUUGUGGAGACAAGGUAUCCCAGAGCAUCGCUCGAAACAUCAGAGCACUGGGGUGUUCGCUUGACUUGCUUCAAGGCGAUGUCACUUCUAUCAGCGACGUCAGGCGGGCUUGUAGCCAGAUCUCAAUUCCCAUUGGUGUCAUUCAAGUUGAAUCCAUGUCCCACGCAGACUACCACGCUGCUUUGUCGAGCAAGGUGACGGGCAAAUCCAACCUACAUACAGUCUCCCUCGAAACAAAACAACCGAUGUCAUUCUUCACCAUGCUGUCUUCCAUUUCAGGCGUGAUAGGCCAGAAGGGACAAGCCAAUUAUGCUGGUGGAAAUGCACUUGAAGAUACCUUCGCAGAGUAUCGCCGCGCAUCAGGACUGCCCACUAUUAGCAUUGACCUUGGACCUAUAGAAGACGUCGGGGUCAUUCACGGUAACGAAGAGCUACAGAAUAGGUUUGACGGAAGCACUCUGCUUAGCAUCAAUGAGGGUUUGCUGCACCGAAUCUUCGACUUCUGUAUCCUUCAGCAGCAUGCAGAUCCACGUCACCGUCUGAACGUCAUCAGCCAGGGGGAAAAGAUUACAAGUCUACUUGUUCCCCAGUCUGAAACAGCGAUCUGCUCAGAGAUGUCCGCUUUAGGGGCUUGCGAGUUCUCGGAGCGGAUAGUCCACGUUCACGAGGGGAACCCAGCAAAGAUAGAAAGAUACAGAGCCUCUUGUUUCUGGCCGAAUCCCAGAACCCCGAUCCGUGCAGCCGUGUGGGCCGCAGCUAUCACGGUCGUGGGUGCGCGGUUGGCAAAGCAUGUACGCUUAACUGAUGCGCUAGACUCGGCACAUCCCUUGCCCUACUACGGGUUAGACUCACUGGCAGCUGUAGAGCUGCGGAACUGGGUGCGUAUGACAUUGGCGAUAGAGCUCACCACAUUGGAUGUAAUGAAUGCGGCCAGCUUAGGGGAAUUGUGUGAUAAGAUCGUCGAGAAAAUAGGAGUUAUCAUGUAG